AUGAACUUCCUAGGACUCCCAUUUUUCAUGCUGGUGAUCCGCGCUGAUGGGCACCAGUGUCAGCUGCCAGCCGUCAGGAUGGAGGCCUUUGAGAGAAGGGGAGACAUCCUCAUCGGAGGGCUUUUCCCGCUGCAUCACCAAACAUCAAGCGAUGCUGUGGCCAUCACCUUUACGAUGCCGCCUAAUCCCACAUACUGUCACACCUCAAUGCAGCGCCAGCAGCCCCUCCCAAAGGAUACUGCUGGAACUGUCAAUGGAAGACAUCCCUCAAGCUUGGUGCUUUGGUUUUACAAGUUCAUCCAAACCAUGGUCUUUGCCAUCAAAGAGAUUAACCAGGAUUCCAGCCUAUUGCCCAACAUCACUCUCGGCUUCCAGAUCUUCGAUUCUUGCCAGAUUCUUUCAAGAGCCCUUUUGGGUGCCACACAGUUUCUUGCGGGCGGUCAAAACCCCAUCCCCAACUUUCACUGCGGCCACACCCCGCCUCAAGCUGGUCUUAUAGGAGAGGCAGGCAUAACCGAGUCCAGGACAAUAUCUAGGUGGUUGGAUCUCUAUAAAUACCCUCAGAUCAGUUACUUUGCCACGGGCCCGGUGUCCGACGACGGCUCUCAGUUCCGCUCUUUCUUCUGCACCGUCCCCAGCAACAGGCUGCAGGCCCUGGGCCUGGCUCGGCUGGUGACCCAUUUUGCCUGGACGUGGGUCGGCCUGCUCACGACGGACUCCGAAUACGGGAGGCAAGGCAUUGAGAUAGUGCGGGAGGAGAUCGUCCGGCACGGGGCCUGCGUUGCCUUUUCGGAGCUGCUUGACAAACCGCCGGACGUGGGCAACGUCGAGAGAGUCGCCAGAAGGGUCGCAGCAUCCAAGAGCCAGGUCAUCGUCACCUUCUGUGGGUCUGAGGUUCAGCCUCUGCUUCUCCUGCUGCACAGCCAGGGGGUGACAGGGAAGGUGUGGCUCUGCUCCGAAGCCAUGAGCCACAUCACCUUCUACAGGAACCGGCAGGCCUUGCUGAUGCUCAGCGGUUCGCUGACCAUCUCCCCUCGCAAACGGCCAGUCCCCGGCCUGAGGGACUUUGUAGUCCGGCUCCACCCUUCCACUUCUCCAGAAGACAUCUUCAUCCAGGAGUUCUGGGGCGAAGUCUUCCAUUGCUGGUGGGACCCGAGCUCUGAGGAGGGGGGAAACAACAGCAGCCAUUCCUGCACAGGGAAGGAGAACUUGGGGGACGGCAGGAACUCCUUUGUCAGCAUGAUGGGGUUCGGCUUGUCCUUCAACGUCCACAACGCCGUCUAUGCCGUCGCCCAUGCCCUGCACGACAUGGCGCAAGAGGAGACAAGGGGCCUGAAGAGGACCAAAAGGGGAGUUCCUGGGAUCGAGCCCUGGAAGUUGCUUCACUACUUGAGGAGAGUCCGUUUCAAGAACAAGGUGGGCGAGGAAGUCUUCUUUGACCAGCACGGUGACCCCCCUGCCUUCUUUGAUGUCCUCAACACGCGCUACCCUUCCAUGAAUAAAUUCCAAGCUGUGCCAGUGGGGCAGAUUGCGUUCAGCCCCUCACAAGGCGAGGAACUGAAGGUGGACGACAGCGCCAUCAUGUGGACAGGAGGGAAUACCCAGCCUCUGGGGGCCGGUCUGGCCAGUGCCUCCAUCUGCGGCUCUCUCUUGCCCGUCUUGAUCCUCGGCCUCUUCAUCACUCACCGGGGGACCCCUCUGGUCCGCGCCAACAGCCAGGAGCUCAGUUACCUCCUGCUCUCAGGGCUGGCACUCAGUUUCCUCUGCUGCCUGCCGUUCCUCGGGAGGCCCACGCCUCGGUCCUGCUUGUGGCGCCAGGCUGCCUUUGGGCUGACCUUUGCCCUCUGCCUCUCCUGCAUCCUGGCCAAGACGGCGAUGGUGGUGGCAGCCUUCCGGGCCACCAGCCCUGGCAACCGCGCAAAGCUGUGGCUCGGGUCCAGGACGCCCCGUGCCGUGGUCCUGCUGGGUUGCCUGCCCCAGCUUCUGCUGUGCGCCUCGUGGCUGGCCAACUCCCCUCCCACCCCCGGGAGAGAUUUUCACUCCAUCCCUCACGCCAUAUCCUUCUUCUGCGAUGAAGGCUCUCCCAGUGCAUUCUGGGGCAUGCUGGCUUACCUGAGCCUGCUGGCGGCGCUCAGCUUGGCCAGGGCCUUCCUGGCACGGAAUCUCCCUGACGCCUUCAACGAGGCCUGGCUCAUCUGUUUCAGCUUGUUGGGGUGCCUUGGGGUGUGGCUGGCCUUCGUCCCUGCUUACCUCACCUCCAGAGCGUGGUACACAGCAGCCACAGAGGCCUUCGCCAUCCUAGCCUCCAGCUCAGCCUUGCUUUGCGGGAUGUUUUCCCCCAAGUGCUACAUCUUGUUGUGGCACCCUGAGCUGAACACCAGGAGGUUCCUCAUGAGAAGGGAAACGCACGCCAGCGCUUAA
This is a messenger RNA of Podarcis raffonei (Aeolian wall lizard), 2421 nucleotides long. Its product is annotated as extracellular calcium-sensing receptor-like. The transcript is spliced from 5 exons. Gene Ontology annotation, biological process: G protein-coupled receptor signaling pathway. Bases 1 to 2421 code for a protein of 806 amino acids. Lineage: Eukaryota; Metazoa; Chordata; Lepidosauria; Squamata; Lacertidae. The record is from RefSeq and is a predicted model, not a curated record. Gene Ontology annotation, molecular function: G protein-coupled receptor activity. Gene Ontology annotation, cellular component: membrane.